Molecule: messenger RNA, 354 nt
Organism: Echinococcus granulosus
Lineage: Eukaryota; Metazoa; Platyhelminthes; Cestoda; Cyclophyllidea; Taeniidae
Exons: 2
Coding region: 1-354 (117 amino acids)
Source: RefSeq, a predicted model, not a curated record
AUGCAUCGUUUACAAGCCACCACUGUGUUCGAUGACCGGCUUGGCCACGGCGCAUCAUUUGGACUCAUCUACUUACUGAUGGCACCCUCUGGCCUUCUCUUUUUCGCGACAGCGGCUAUGCUAUUCCUGGUUCAAACGCCUGCCUACGCAAACCGCAAUGCCUUGGAGGAGGAGCUGGGGUUUGAAGAUCUGCCCGUAAGUGAGAAUUCGCUUGAUGAAGACUACUACAAUGCCCUUCCCUACCGCUUGGACCGCCGUGGCUUUCUACACAGUGGACGUCUGGGAAGACGGGGAUUUAUGCCAUCUCACCAGCCCUCAAAGAAGGGCUUUCUCACGGCUAGCCGACUAGGCUAA